Calliphora vicina (urban bluebottle blowfly) is the source of this 1278-nucleotide messenger RNA. Its product is annotated as arp2/3 complex-activating protein rickA-like. Lineage: Eukaryota; Metazoa; Arthropoda; Insecta; Diptera; Calliphoridae. The record is from RefSeq and is a predicted model, not a curated record. The transcript has 7 exons. Bases 1 to 1278 code for a protein of 425 amino acids.
AUGAGAGAUUUCAUUAAACUUGAUGAAAUUAUUGCAAAGCAAGUUCAAAUUGGAGACCUUGAUCAUCUCAACGAUGGAAUUGUCGAAUGUAUUAUUAAUGAAUACAAUGAAAAUAUGCCUGUGAAUGGCAGAAUUCGUAAUAUUGCUAAGAAUAGAAAAAUGAUUUGCAACAAAAUAAGAAGAUUACCGAAAAAACUGUCAAAAAUUAAUAUUAUAUCAACGAAUGCAUCCAAAAGCUCACAUGCAUUAGAAGAGGAAACAAAUUGCUCUGAACCAUUGUUAAAUGAAGCUGAACAGUGCGCAUUAGAAGCUUUAAUAAAUCUAUGCGAAACGGAAGAACAAUAUAAAGUACAGAACAUUACAUUGGAAGCUCAGAAACCAGACAACGCAUGUUUUAGUGUGGAUGAAAUGUCCGCUAUAGAUGCAUUCAAAAGCAUCCCAUUAGAACACCUGCCAUUAGAAAAUGGGCUUUUAAGUCAAGAAGAAAUGUGCGCUUUAGAUGCUUUGAUUAGCUUAUGUGAAUGCAUAGAAGUAAGCGACAUUCAACUUCGUGCAUCAAAUAUGAUGCCAGUUGAAAAUAUAAUGACAUUUUUGGAAGAAGAAAUGAUUGAUGAAAGUCAUAAUUUUAUGGAAGAGUGUCAUGUAAAGGAAAAUGAGUGUGACAUUAUGACACAUCAAGUUCGAAAUGGUCAAGAAUGUGUCAAUGCUGGAAAAAAUUGUAAUUCAAAUAUAGAGGGCAUUUUAACCAAUUUCGUAGACCAAUUAAAAGGUAUGCUUGAAAAUCUUUUUGAAAAAUAUUAUAAAUAUAAUAUAGACAAAGAAAUAAAUUAUAAUAAUAAUGCAUAUGAUAAAUUACGCAAUAGUGAAUUGAAUGUACUUGGGACUACUUACCGCCCGCCGCCAACAUACGGCCCGCCGCCAAUAUACGGACAGCCGUAUUACAAUGGUGGGCAGUAUUAUGGGCCACCCAUUCAAGAAGGCCAGCUGUAUUGGUCACCACCACCGCCCACGAACACACCACCAACGGCUAUACCACCACCACCCACGACUACACCACCAACAGCAACAACUCCACCUACAGCUAUACCACCUACAACUACACCACCUACCGCUAUACCACCACCGCCCACAACAGCAACAACCCUAACACCACCUACGGCUGUUCCACCAACAACAACCCCAAUACCACCACCACCCACGCUUGCACCGCCAAUUGCAACCCCAACACCACCACCUGUACCAGAAACUCCACCACCAACACCUCCACAAAACAAUUAA